AUGGAGGCUCACGACGCGGCCGUCAGGAGCAUCGCAGCCCAGGUAAAGACGUUUCACGAAGCGCAAAAGCCCUUCCGCAUCUACCAUGGCUCAACAAACAGCACGCGCACCUCGCGGCGCCGCGCCGACAACACCAUCGACACCAGCCGUCUCAACCACGUCCUCUCCGUGAACAAGACGGCCAUGACGGCCCUCGUGGAGCCCAAUGUGCCCAUGGACGGCCUCGUCGACGCCACGCUGAGGCACGGGCUCAUCCCGCCCGUGGUGAUGGAGUUUCCGGGCAUCACCGUCGGGGGAGGCUUCUCCGGGACGUCGGGCGAGAGCAGCUCGUUCCGCUACGGCGCCUUCGACGCCACGUUUGACUCGAUUGAGAUUGUGCUGGCGGACGGGCGCGUCGCCCGGGCGUCCCGGACAGAGAAGAGGGACCUGUUCUGGGGCGCGGCGUCGGCCUUUGGCACGCUUGGCGUGGUGACGCUGCUGGAGCUCCGGCUGCGCCCGGCAAAGAGGUACGUGGCCCUGCGGUACGAGCUCUCGCGAGGUGCCGAGGCGUCGGUCCGCCGGAUGCGGGAGCAGUGCGACACGCCGGCCAACGACUUUGUCGACGGCAUCGCCCUGGACGCCGGCGCGACGCUCAUCUGCACGGGGAGGCUGACGGACGAGCUGCCGGCCGGCCGGGAGCCGCGGCGGUUCACGCGGGCGUCGGACCCGUGGUUCUACACCCGCGCCCGCGAGGUGCGCCGGCAGCUCGAGGGCGAGGGCGCGGCCGGGGCGCACGUCGUCGACUACGUCCCGCUGACGGACUACCUGUUCCGCUACGACCGGGGCGGCUUCUGGGUGGGCAAGUACUCGUUUGCGUACUUCUGCGUGCCCUUCAACCGGCUCACGCGGCGGCUGCUGGACGGCUUCAUGCGCGCGCGCGUCAUGUACCGCGCGGUGCACCGGUCGGGCCUCGCUGACGCCUACAUGGUGCAGGACGUCGGGGUGCCGUUUGCGCGCGCGGCCGAGUUCCAGGCCUGGCUCGACGGCGCCCUCGCCAUCUACCCGCUCUGGCUGUGCCCGCUGCGCGUGCGGCGCGACGACCGGGACGCCGGCCACGGGCUGCACUCGGGCUUCUGCGACCCGGACGCGCCGGACCUGGUCAACUUUGGCGUGUGGGGGCCGCUGCGGCGCUGCCCGCGGCGGAGGCAGGUCGUCGAGGCGAACCGCGCGCUGGAGACAAAGGUUCGCGAGCUGGCGGGCAAGAAGUGGCUCUACGCGCAUGCCUACUACACCGAGGACGAGUUCUGGGCGCACUACGACAGGGCCUCGCACGACGCGCUGAGGGCCAAGUACGCGGCCUCGUAUCUGCCGAGCGUCUACGACAAGGUCCGCGUCGACGUCGACGCCGAGGAGGCGGCGAGGCGGAGGAACUGGAGGACCAGGGCGCGCGGCCUGCUGGGGGACAUUUGGCCGCUGAGGGGGUUGAAGGGGUUCUGGGCCGCCGCUAGGGGAGGCGACUACCUGAUGGAGAGGAAGAAGAUGCCGGACACGGACGAGUAG
Molecule: messenger RNA, 1539 nt
Organism: Metarhizium acridum CQMa 102
Lineage: Eukaryota; Fungi; Ascomycota; Sordariomycetes; Hypocreales; Clavicipitaceae
Biological process (GO): steroid metabolic process
Cellular component (GO): membrane; cytoplasm
Molecular function (GO): FAD binding; Delta24(24-1) sterol reductase activity
Source: RefSeq, a predicted model, not a curated record